Ochotona princeps (American pika) is the source of this 4014-nucleotide messenger RNA. RefSeq names its product solute carrier family 4 member 10 (gene SLC4A10). Lineage: Eukaryota; Metazoa; Chordata; Mammalia; Lagomorpha; Ochotonidae. Gene Ontology annotation, biological process: transmembrane transport; monoatomic anion transport; regulation of intracellular pH. The coding region runs from base 721 to 3495 and encodes 924 amino acids. Gene Ontology annotation, molecular function: monoatomic anion transmembrane transporter activity; solute:inorganic anion antiporter activity; sodium:bicarbonate symporter activity. Gene Ontology annotation, cellular component: plasma membrane; basolateral plasma membrane. The record is from RefSeq and is a predicted model, not a curated record. The transcript is spliced from 26 exons.
CCUAGGCGCCGAGGAUAGAUUUCACAGGAACGUAGUGACUUGUACUGAAAGACGCGCUUGAGCUGAUAUUAGGAAGUACUUAAAAAAAAUCGGGAGGUCGAUUCCCUUGCAGUUCUGCCACCAUCUGCUGUGUGGACUGAGUCAGCGUGAGAUAUUUCCAGUGUGGGUGCUGCGGGGCACUUUCAUCGCACAACAUGACCUCUUCUUCUGUGAUUUCAUUGGAGGAAUGAUGAAGAGGCAGUUGUGGAUAGAGGUGGAACUCGUUCUAUUCUCAAAACACACUUUGAGAAAGAAGAUUUAGAAGGUCAUCGGACACUAUUUAUUGGGGUUCAUGUGCCCCUUGGAGGAAGAAAGAGCCAUCGACGUCACAGGCAUCGUGGUCAUAAACACAGAAAGAGAGACCGAGAAAGAGACUCGGGUGCAGAGGAUGGAAGGGAGUCACCGUCUUUUGACACCCCAUCACAGCGAGUACAGUUCAUUCUUGGAACUGAGGAUGAUGACGAAGAGCACAUCCCUCAUGACCUUUUCACGGAACUGGAUGAAAUUUGCUGGCGUGAAGGUGAGGAUGCUGAGUGGCGAGAAACAGCCAGGUGGUUGAAGUUUGAAGAAGAUGUGGAAGAUGGAGGAGAAAGGUGGAGCAAGCCUUAUGUGGCUACUCUUUCAUUGCACAGCUUAUUUGAAUUGAGAAGUUGUGUUUUGAAUGGAACUGUGUUGCUGGACAUGCAUGCUAACACCUUAGAAGAAAUUGCAGAUAUGGUCCUGGACCAACAAGUGAGCUCAGGUCAGCUCAGUGAAGAUGUGCGCCACAGAGUUCAUGAGGCACUGAUGAAGCAGCAUCACCACCAGAAUCAGAAAAAACUAACAAACAGGAUUCCUAUUGUCCGUUCCUUUGCUGAUAUCGGCAAGAAACAGUCAGAACCAAAUUCCAUGGACAAAAAUGCAGGUCAGGUUGUUUCUCCUCAGUCUGCCCCAGCCAGUGCUGAAAACAAAAAUGAUGUUAGCAGAGAAAAUAGCACUGUUGAUUUUAGCAAGGUCGAUCUGCAUUUUAUGAAAAAGAUUCCUCCAGGUGCUGAAGCCUCAAACAUCUUAGUGGGAGAACUGGAGUUUUUAGAUAGAACUGUAGUGGCAUUUGUCAGGUUGUCUCCAGCUGUCUUGCUUCAAGGAUUGGCUGAAGUCCCUAUUCCAACCAGAUUUUUAUUCAUUCUGCUGGGACCCCUGGGAAAAGGCCAACAGUACCAUGAGAUUGGCAGAUCAAUUGCAACCCUAAUGACAGAUGAGGUAUUUCAUGAUGUUGCAUACAAAGCUAAAGACCGUAAUGAUUUGGUAUCAGGAAUUGAUGAAUUUCUGGAUCAGGUUACUGUUCUCCCUCCUGGAGAAUGGGACCCAAGCAUUAGAAUAGAACCUCCCAAAAAUGUUCCUUCCCAGGAGAAGAGGAAAAUUCCUGCUGUACCAAAUGGAACAGCAGCUCAUGGGGAAGCUGAGCCCCAUGGAGGGCAUAGUGGACCUGAACUUCAGCGAACAGGAAGGAUUUUUGGGGGACUUAUUUUGGAUAUCAAAAGAAAAGCUCCAUACUUCUGGAGUGACUUCAGAGAUGCUUUCAGCCUGCAGUGCUUAGCAUCUUUCCUGUUUCUCUACUGCGCAUGUAUGUCUCCUGUCAUCACGUUUGGAGGACUGCUGGGAGAGGCAACUGAAGGUCGUAUAAGUGCCAUCGAAUCUCUCUUUGGAGCGUCCAUGACCGGAAUAGCCUAUUCUCUCUUUGGCGGACAGCCACUGACCAUAUUGGGGAGUACAGGACCAGUUUUGGUAUUUGAAAAGAUUUUGUUUAAAUUUUGCAAGGAAUAUGGACUGUCAUACCUAUCUUUAAGAGCUAGUAUUGGACUGUGGACAGCAACUCUGUGUAUAAUACUUGUAGCCACUGAUGCAAGUUCUCUUGUCUGCUAUAUCACCCGGUUUACUGAAGAAGCUUUUGCCUCUCUUAUUUGCAUUAUUUUCAUUUAUGAGGCCUUGGAGAAAUUGUUUGAACUCAGUGAAGCAUACCCAAUCAACAUGCACAAUGAUUUGGAACUGCUGACUCAGUACUCAUGUAAUUGUGUGGAACCACAGAAUCCCAGCAAUGAUACACUGAAAGAAUGGAGAGAGUCCAAUAUUUCUGCCUCUAAUAUUAUUUGGGAGAACUUAACUGUGUCAGAGUGCAAAUCAUUGCAUGGAGAAUACAUUGGCCGGGCCUGUGGACACGACCACCCCUACGUCCCAGAUGUUCUCUUUUGGUCAGUGAUCUUGUUCUUUUCUACAGUCACCCUGUCAGCCACCCUGAAGCAGUUCAAGACUAGCCGGUAUUUUCCAACCAAGGUUCGAUCCAUAGUGAGUGACUUUGCUGUCUUUCUCACAAUUCUGUGUAUGGUUUUGAUUGAUUAUGCCAUCGGAAUUCCAUCUCCAAAACUGCAAGUGCCAAGUGUUUUCAAGCCUACCAGAGAUGAUCGUGGCUGGUUUGUUGCACCUUUAGGUCCCAAUCCAUGGUGGACAGUAGUGGCUGCAAUUAUUCCUGCAUUGCUUUGUACUAUUCUAAUUUUUAUGGACCAACAAAUCACAGCUGUCAUCAUCAACAGAAAAGAACAUAAGCUAAAGAAAGGUUGUGGGUACCACCUGGACCUGUUGAUGGUGGCCAUCAUGCUCGGGGUGUGCUCCAUCAUGGGCCUACCAUGGUUUGUGGCUGCCACCGUCCUCUCCAUCACUCAUGUCAACAGCCUGAAACUGGAAUCAGAAUGCUCAGCUCCAGGAGAACAACCUAAAUUCCUCGGCAUUCGGGAACAAAGGGUUACUGGGCUCAUGAUUUUUAUACUUAUGGGUUCGUCGGUCUUUAUGACUAGCAUACUGAAGUUUAUUCCCAUGCCAGUGCUAUAUGGUGUAUUUCUUUAUAUGGGUGCUUCGUCUCUGAAGGGAAUUCAGCUCUUUGAUAGAAUAAAGCUCUUCUGGAUGCCUGCAAAACAUCAACCAGAUUUUAUAUAUCUAAGGCACGUGCCACUUCGAAAAGUCCAUCUCUUCACAGUUAUUCAGAUGAGCUGCCUUGGCCUUUUAUGGAUAAUAAAAGUUUCAAGAGCUGCUAUUGUCUUCCCCAUGAUGGUGUUAGCCCUGGUAUUUGUAAGAAAGCUAAUGGACUUCUUGUUCACCAAACGGGAGCUCAGCUGGUUGGAUGACUUAAUGCCCGAAAGUAAGAAAAAGAAACUGGAAGAUGCUGAAAAAGAAGAAGAACAAAGUAUGCUGGCCAUGGAAGAUGAGGGCACAGUUCAACUCCCUCUGGAAGGGCAUUACAAAGAUGAUCCAGCUGUGAUCAACAUUUCUGACGAAAUGUCAAAGACAGCCUUGUGGAGGAACCUUUUGAUUACUGCCGAUCACUCCAAAGAUAAGGAGUCAAGCUUUCCUUCUAAAAGCACUGAAAGCCGAAAUGAGAAGAAAGCUGACUCAGGGAAAGGUGUUGACAGGGAGACUUGUCUAUGACUGAUCUUCAAUUUAUUUUUACAUAUAUAUGAGAAGAGUGUCAAUUAUUAAUACAACUACUUUAAUCAUGUAUUAUAAAUUCUGUUUCUCAUCCCAAAUCCACCUCCAUACUGUAAGUAGUGCAAUACUUGUUUCAUUUCUGUGUUGAAGCUUCUGAGCAGUGAGACACUGUUGUGACCAGAUAGAAUUGCUAAUGCAAGAAUCAUUGUGUUCUUUGCUGUAUGUUAGACACUUGCAAACACUGGAUUCACAUUGUAAACUUUAUGAAAACAAUAGCCUUCCUAAAGAGAUUAGUAAUAUUUACCUAGCUUGUGUGACCUUAGUGACCUUAGUGACCUGAAGAUACCUGUUUGUUUCAUUCAGAAGAAUUUUGAAACAUGGACCUAAUUCUUAUCAUUUUUUAACAGCAUAGCAUUAGUGACUUAUUUCGAAAGACCCAAAUCAAAAGGUAGUUUGAAUGCAUUAAAAAAAUCAUUGUUUAUGUAUUUUUUGAUUUAAUAUUGAUACAUUUAAUACUUA